This is a messenger RNA of Diabrotica balteata, 6006 nucleotides long. The record is from the annotation of a GenBank genome assembly. Lineage: Eukaryota; Metazoa; Arthropoda; Insecta; Coleoptera; Chrysomelidae.
AGUUAGAAUGCAACUGUAUAAAGCUUUUUCGUUUGAAUACACAGUUUUCUGAUUUUAAAUUAGUGUUCUGUUAUAUUUAAAACAAUUAUUAAAUAUAUAAUCCAGUGAUAAAUGUUUUAAGUUUUUGGGUAUAGUUACAAGAAUUUGACUGUAUUAAAAUGGACCCCACUAAAUCAAAACUGCCAAAAAAAUCUAAGAUUCCAUUGACAGAGGUUCAACAGAACAUGGUUAAGGCUGCACAAAUUGCUUCAGCUACUCCAAGAACCACUGGACCUUCCCAAAAUAGAAACAUACCUGGUACUGCCACAAUCUCCACAGCCUCUAACAGAAAUACCCAUGGAAAGUUUUUAAGAAGAUCUAGAUCCAUGGUAAACUUAGGGGCUAACCCCACACAUAAAAGAGUUGGAACUGAAUCUUCAACAAAACCAGUUUUUAAAAAUCCAAACAAUGUAGCAGGAAAUAUAAAAUCUACUCUUAAACGGGCAGCUACAAACAAACUAGAAACUAUUGCAGAACCCAAAGAAGCCAAGCAACCAAAAAUCGCAGCUUGGGAUUUCAAAGGAAAAUAUAAAGAAUUACAAGAAAAACAUAAAAAGCUAAUAGAAACCUAUUGUUCACUUAAAGAACAAUGUGCAGAUACCGAAGAAAUGAGAAAAAAUUAUGACGAAAUAAUUGCUAGAAAAGAUGGAGAAAUUAAUGAUUUGAAAACACGAUUAAGUAUCUUAGAAACUGAAUAUACAAACAUUAGUGCAAUAAACAUUAAUAUUACAACAAAAUGUAAUGAAUUAGAUAACGAAAAUAAAAUAUUAAAGAAUGAAUUGGGAAAUAGUAAUAAUAUGUGUGUUGAUUUAGAAACCACAAUUGAAAAAUUAAAAAGAGAUUAUAUGCUCAAUGAAACAUUGAAGAGGCAACUUCAAAACACAAUCCAAGAUUUAAAAGGUAAUAUUAGAGUCUUCUGUAGAGUUAGACCUCCGAUUAAUGAAGCUGAAAAUGAAAAAUCAAAAUGUUGGAUAAAUUAUGUAAAUGAAAGUACAAUAGAAAUUCGACCUACGCAGCCUCCCAAUACAACGCCGAAAUCAACGGAUCCCAAAUUGGAAUUUACUUUUGAUCAAGUUUUUCAGGAAAGUGCGACACAGGAAGAAUUUUUUGUAGAAUUAUCUCAACUAGUUCAAUCUGCUAUUGAUGGGUACAAUGUGUGUGUUUUCGCAUAUGGGCAAACUGGAUCUGGCAAAACUUAUACUAUGCAAGGCUCCGAGAACCCCGUGCACAUGGGAAUGAUUCCCAGAACUAUUAAUUUAAUUUUCGACACGAUUAAAGACUUGAAAAAUUGUAAAUGGCAGUAUGAGGUUACGGCCAGCUUUUUAGAAAUAUAUAAUGAAAAUGUAAGGGACCUGUUGGAUUCUGAUACAAAUCAGAACUUAGAAAUUUUAUACAAUGACGGACGAGGGAUAACAGUUUCUAAUUUAAAAGUUGAGAAGAUUUGCUCAUUUCGGGAUUUUGAAAAAUACAUGAAGAAGGCUCAAAAAAAUAGAGCGGUAGCGGCCACAGACGUUAACCAGCACAGCUCACGUUCGCACGCUGUUACGAAAAUCACUAUCAACGGGAAAAAUGAAGAAACCAAUGUAUCUUGGACUGGUUCUGUGAACCUAGUAGAUUUAGCCGGGUCGGAAUCGGCAAAGACAAAUCAAGGAGCUCGCCUUACCGAAACCAAAAAUAUAAAUAAGAGUUUAUCUACUUUACAAACUGUAAUGUUGUCAUUACACAAUAAAGAUAAACAUGUGCCGUAUAGAAAUUCUAAACUUACAUAUUUAUUACAAUCAUCGUUGGGAGGCAAUUCAAAAACGCUAAUGAUCGUCAAUAUUUCCCCAUUUGAGGAAACGUAUGGUGAAAGCAUAAAUUCACUUCGUUUUGCUUCAAAAGUUAAGGAGGUCAAAACCAAAAUUAAGAAAAAUAAAUGAAACCUGACUGAAUGGUUUAUAAUUAUGGAUGUACUAUGUGUAAACUGGAAUUUUUUGUAGUUAUAGUAAAUUUGUGUAAUAAUGUAUUUGUUUAUAUUGAACUGAAUUGAUGGAUAGUAAUUGAAAUUAUUUCUCUUUGAAGUUUGGGCUGUGACUGCGGAGACUUUAACAAAGUGUUUUAUUCUAAAUUUCAUCGAAACGUAGAAGAUAAAUAAUUCCAAACUAGUAUAAUCGUAUAGCACAAUGAUAACACUACACCACACUCCUUGAUAUUCAUUAAAUCCCUUAUUGUGGAAUUUAAGGAUUUUAGAGAUGUAUAAAGGGGCCGUUCAAGUAAUUUUUGAGAUUUUUUACUUCAGUUCCACCCAUGUAACGCACCGUAAAAUUUUUCAGUACCCCGUUCUCCCCACAUAAACGUUACGGGACCAAGUCACCAUUUUUUACCUAAAAGUAACAAUUAUGUUGCGAAAAGUAUCGGAAAGUUAGUAAAAUAACUUUGUUUUUGUUUUCAUCGCAUUUGCGAUUAUUUUUAUAAUUGAUUUCUAAUUCGGGCUAAUAAAUUUAUAGCUAAUCUUACAAUUUUUACAUUUUCCUUACUUUACCACAUCGUUAUAUUCCUACAUUUUUGGCAGUCUUACAAUUUCAUAUCUUAUUGCUCCCAUGCACUGUUUUAUUUUAACUUUUUUUAAUAAUAAACUCAUAAAAUAACAUACUUAUCUAUUUCCACAUAUGGCAAUACAAUUAGAAACGAAAAUAAAACAUUUUAUUCAAAAUAAAAUCAUAGUCUUAACAAAAAUUAUAUAUACAAUCACCAGAUAGAUAUCUUCUUCUUUCGGUGCCCUAUUAGGUUUCUCUAACGUUGGCAGUUACAUUGGUAAAUUGUUCACGGGUUUCGGCUAAUCAGAAUAGUUAUUCGGCAGUGCUUAUUCUUAUCCAAUCGCGAAUGUUUGUUUUCUUUGCGGCCUUAAAUUUUACGUUUCACGAUAAGCUGAAGGAUUCGGUACCGGUCUCCUCUAACUGGAACUUCACUUGAAAUAAAAUCUCGAGUUUGGUCUCAGGGUGUUCUCCAUUUGAGAUCACUUGCGUUCUAGAGAUGGACAUGGUAGGCUUGUUGGUGACUUUAGUUUCGAGACCAAGACAAAUGUGUGUUGACUUGAUAGUCAACAUAUAGUCCCAAUAAUAAUAGUGAUUGCAUUAGAUGUCACAAGAAAAUAGCUUCAGUACAAAUAUUAUAAUUAUUAAAAUGAUAUAAUUAUCAUUCUGAUUCCUAACUUGUGUAACUUCCUUUUUAUUUCUUUUGCAUCACAUUUAUUAAAUUUUGUGGCAAAUUCAUCAUACAUACUAAUUUUUUGCUCGAUUUCUGUAUAACUUGUGAUUAACAUUCCACAAGAAUUCCUUUUCUUCACAGAUAUUAAUUGAUUUCUAACAGAUAUUAAUUUCAAAAUUUCAUCAUCGAUCCAAUGUCGUCCACUUAUUUUUUAACAGGUCAAUAUUUACUUUUUCACUAAACACCAACCUGAGAAUAGUCUCAGCUCUUAUGGCAUAAACAGAAGAUUGGAGAUUAGAUCUCGACUACAGAAAUAAGCAUGUCUACUUGUGACAAGCACAGUCUCGACGACAAGUCACAACUUGUCUCUAAGACAAGUUGUGACAGACAUAUACAUUUGUGAGUGUAGUCUCGAGACUGUAUUGUCUCAUAUUUAAACUUAGCUUAAGAAUAUUCCGUAGGUAUGAAAUCUUUCUCAUUUUAAUAGUUUUUAGUAUUCGGAAAACUUAAAAGCCCUAAAGGCUAUCGCAUAACAGUGUUGUCAGCCUAUCUAAGAUUACUGAUCAGUUCAUCAUUGAUUUUCAUUCCAAGGUUAUAUUGCAAGGCCUGUUUGAAAAUUAUAUCCGAGUAUAUAUUAAUAACAACGGAGAUAAAUGCAUUUUUGUCUGACGCCUCUUUGAAUGUAUCAUUCGUUGGCAUUACAUUAACUCGUACGAUUGCUACCUGUAUAAGUGUUUUAUGAUACAAGAUCUCUAUCAUAUUCCUACCCAGCCCAUUCCUAAACCCAAAUUAGGUUUCAUAUAGGUCUUUGUGUUGUGGUUAUGUCGGGUCUUGUUUCUGAAGCAUAUGUCAUUGUUGGUCUUACAUCGACUUUAUAAAUUCUUGACUUCAUAUCAGUUUUAAUGUGUCUGUUUCGCCAUAUAGUGUUAUUAAGGCAUUCUGCUGGUCUAUUUGCUUUUUGUACUUGAUCUCUCACUUUUUGUCCAGAUCUCAAUAGCUGGACCGUGUAAUUCCAAGGUAUUUUAUUUCCAUUACUUGUUCAAUACUGAUGCCACGAAUUUCUAUUUCAUUCUAGUUAUUCCUUAGAUAUUUCUCAACAGUGGCAUAUACAUCUUUAAAAAUCUUAACUAGAGCACUGAUGUGGUCCUUUUGUAUAAUAUUUAAGAGUUCAGCCGGUAUGUUGCCGGGUCUACUUGCAUGCUUGGUUUUGACUCAUUUUAUUGCAUGAAGAAAUUCAGCUUUUAAAAUUUGAGGUCCUUCUUGCUCUUUACAUUGCUGUGUAUAUUUGGCCUGUUAUCUUUGAAUAAUUUAGUUACUCCAUGUUUUAAGUAUUUCUUUUUCAUCAGUGAUAACUUUUCCUGCAAUAACUACUAGAUUAUUAGCGUUUUUCUUAUUAUACAGACCAGUAACUUCACGAACUUUCUUGUGCAUAUUGAACAUGCCAUGGUUCUUUUAUAAUUCACCCAUUUCUGAUCAUCUAUUCAUCAUACAUAUUUCUUGAGAUACAUAUCUUUUGACAAAAGAAAUUAUAAGAGAUCUUAUUGAAACCCUUCAGUGGAGGCGACAGAUAAACCGACAACCUUACAAGAAGUGGUGAAACCUUGCAUGAUCUUUUAUCUAACUGUCUAGGUACCACGAGCUUGCUUAGAAUUUGUUUCAGAAAUAUAUCGAUUCAAGGGCGUGAGGGCUAUAUAAUGCCAGAUUUGGUUCUGCUGGAUCCUGCAAACUUUUUAUAUUCCACCGAAACAUAGCAGUUAUCAACUUUCGUGUGUUUUUUUUUUCAACUUUUGAUGAAAUUACAGUAUGAAUUGACUUUAACAGCACAAACUACAGCAAUUUGUUUCUGUGUAUGGGAAAACAAAAUAAAAAGGACGUACAAAAUAGUCGAAGGAUUCCUCGUAAAACAUACAAAAUAACAAUAUUGUACACUACAAUCGAGGGAUUUCUCGUAAAACGUAAACGAAAAGGAUUGCCAACUUAAAAAACACCGUAAAUUUUACUGAAGUCACUCCCCUAAAUUGCGUUACGUAAUACUUGAAUGACUCCCAAUGAAAAUGUACGGGACCUGUUGAAUUCUGAUACAAACCACAAUUUAGAUUUUAAUAUGAAGACGAGAAACAACAGUAUUAAAUUAAAAGUUCCUUUUUUUGGAAAUUUUAUUGAAGAAAAAUGAACAAUCCAAUUUAUCUCGGACUGGUUCUGUGAACCAUGUAGAUUUAGCCGGAUCAUAAGAGUUUAUCCACUGUACAAACUUUAAUGUUAUUAUUACACAAUAAACAUGUGCCAUAUAGAAAUUCCAAAGUAACUCAUUUAUAUAAAUCCGCGUUUGGAGGAAAUUCAAAAACGCUAAUGAUUGUCAAUAUUUCUCCAUUUGAAAAAACAUAUGCCGAGAGCAUCAGUUCAUUUCGUUUUGUUUCCAAAGUUAAGGAAGUCAAAUCUAAAAUUAAAAGAAAUAAAUUAAACCUGGCUGAAUGAGUUAUGUAUUAUUUACAAAUUGAUUUUUUUGUAGUCAUAGUAAAUUUGUAAAAUAAUAUAUCCGUUUAUAUUAAACUGAAUUUAUUAUUUCAAUUCACUUCGUUUUGUUUCCUAAAUUAUAGAAGUCAAAACCCGUAUAAAAGAAGUAAAACAAACCUGUUGAAUAGAUUAUCUAUUAUUAUAUGUAUUGUAUGCAUGAUUAUAUAUUUAAAUUAAUGAUUAUUUUGUAUGUACGUAUCUAUAUACCAUACUUAUAUUUUACUGUACUGUAGUUUAUAUGUUUUGUUAUAGUAAAUUUGAAUUUUA